CGGUUCCUCUUGCAGAUCAGCUGACUGGUACUGCUGUCAGGAGCUCACGAACUGUACUGAAUGGCAACUAUGAACGCUGUCAAGCUAUAGAAACACUAUAAACACCUUUAUUUUCACUAACAACUGUAACGUUUUAAUACCCCGCUUCCUCGAGCUGCACCAGUGCUGGAAACAUGACAGAGUUUUGGUUGAUCUCUGCACCGGGAGAUAAGACCUGCCAGCAAACAUGGGACAAAAUGAUGGCAGCCACCACGCGUACCAACAAUCUCUCCACCAACCACAAGUUUAACAUCCCAGACCUCAAGGUUGGGACACUGGAUGUCUUGGUCGGGCUGUCGGAUGAACUGGCCAAAUUAGAUUCCUUUGUUGAAGGUGUGGUGAAGAAGGUGGCCCAGUACAUGGCUGAUGUGUUGGAGGACAGCCGGGACAAAGUGCAGGAGAACCUACUGGCCAAUGGAGUUGAUCUUGUCACCUACAUUACAAGAUUUCAAUGGGAUAUGGCAAAAUAUCCCAUAAAACAGUCCCUUAAAAACAUCUCUGAAAUCAUCUCAAAGCAAGUAACUCAGAUUGACAAUGACUUGAAGACCAGAGCAUCAGCGUAUAAUAACCUGAAGGGAAACUUGCAGAACUUAGAAAGGAAGAAUGCGGGGAGCCUGUUGACCAGGAGCCUGGCUGACAUUGUCAAGAAGGAUGAUUUUGUACUUGAUUCAGAGUACCUCAUCACUUUGCUGGUCGUCGUACCAAAGACGGGAUACUCUGACUGGCAGAAAGCAUAUGAAACGCUUGCUGAGAUGGUGGUCCCACGGUCUUCACAUCUGCUAUUUGAAGACAGUGACAGUGGGCUGUUCAGUGUCACUCUGUUCAGGAAAGCAAUUGAUGACUUCAAACACAAAGCUAGAGAGAACAAGUUCACGGUAAGAGACUUUCAGUACAAUGAAGAGGAGAUGAAGGCAGAUAAAGAAGAGAUGACACGGCUCUCCACAGAUAAGAAGAAGCAGUUUGGUCCACUUGUCCGGUGGCUGAAAGUGAACUUUAGUGAAGCCUUCAUUGCAUGGAUUCACAUUAAAGCACUACGAGUCUUUGUGGAAUCUGUUUUAAGAUAUGGGUUGCCUGUGAAUUUUCAAGCCAUGCUCCUGCAGCCAAACAAGAAGACCAUGAAGAAGCUGAGGGAGGUGCUCAAUGACCUGUACAAACAUCUGGACAGCAGUGCAGCAGCUAUCAUUGAUUCUGCAAUGGACAUCCCAGGCCUGAACCUGAGCCAGCAGGAAUAUUAUCCUUACGUCUACUACAAAAUCGACUGCAACCUGCUGGAUUUCAAAGUUUAACACUUUAACUGAUCGUUUGUCUUUCUGAGUGUCUAUUAAGUUAUGUUUUUUCUUCAUCGGUCAAACCUCCGCCUCCUCCCACUCUCUCUCUCUCUCUCCCCUCCUUCGUCAGCUGCUUGAAUGACAGAGCUGCAUGUUCAUUCCUUGUGGUGAAAAGGCUUCAACCACUUUUACAACCAGGGCAAAAAAAACCAACUUUUGAAA
Messenger RNA from Pelmatolapia mariae (spotted tilapia), 1529 nucleotides. Its product is annotated as V-type proton ATPase subunit C 1-A. NCBI's taxonomy places the organism in Eukaryota, Metazoa, Chordata, Actinopteri, Cichliformes, Cichlidae. Gene Ontology annotation, molecular function: proton-transporting ATPase activity, rotational mechanism. The record is from RefSeq and is a predicted model, not a curated record. The coding region runs from base 174 to 1325 and encodes 383 amino acids. Gene Ontology annotation, biological process: proton transmembrane transport. The transcript is spliced from 13 exons. Gene Ontology annotation, cellular component: lysosomal membrane; vacuolar proton-transporting V-type ATPase, V1 domain.